Messenger RNA from Saxophila tyrrhenica, 1281 nucleotides. RefSeq lists its product as uncharacterized. NCBI's taxonomy places the organism in Eukaryota, Fungi, Ascomycota, Dothideomycetes, Mycosphaerellales, Extremaceae. The transcript has 2 exons. Bases 1 to 1281 code for a protein of 426 amino acids. Gene Ontology annotation, biological process: mRNA 3'-end processing. The record is from RefSeq and is a predicted model, not a curated record. Gene Ontology annotation, cellular component: mRNA cleavage and polyadenylation specificity factor complex. Gene Ontology annotation, molecular function: mRNA binding.
AUGUCCAUUGGCCGCCAUUGCGUGAUGCUUUUGACCAAUCAGCCAGCUAUCCAAAGCUUGUCUCUCUUCGAGGUCCUCACAACUACAACCUCACGACGCGCACCAAAGACAACCUCCGACGAUAUCAUCCCUGAAGAACGACAGCAGCAGUGUGCGCGAUCAUCAACAAAAAAGCAGACCGCAUCUCUAGGACGCCGAGACCUUCAAAUCACUCCCCAGCGCACCUCGCGCUACCGAAUCACCAUGGCAAACCGUGAAAAGGGCGGCCGCGUGGUCUUCAUCGGCAACAUCCCCUACGGCGUCAGUGAAGAGCAAAUCUGCGACAUCUUCGGCCGCAUUGGCGCAGUCCAGAACUUCCGCCUCGUCUACGACAAAGAAACCGGAAAGCCCAAAGGCUUCGGCUUCCUGGAGUAUGGCGAUGUGGAUGCCGCGGCCUCUGCUGUACGAAAUUUGAACGGUUUCGAGAUUAUGGGUCGGGAGUUGAAGGUCGACUACAGCAACGACAAUUCUGGUGGGAAGAGGGAUGGUGGAGGACAUGGUGGUGAUGGAGGCAGUGGAAGGGCGCCUCCGCCUGCACACUUUGCGAUGAACAUGAGUGGAGGCGGGGGGAUGCCCGGAAUGCCGCCCAUGCUGCAGCAGCAAAAUGAUGGGGCGAGCGCAUUACCACAGCUACCUCCUGGAGCGCCGCUAGAGCCGGGCAUGACUGCUCCAGACGCGAUCAGCAAGACUCUCAACGCCAUCCCACCACCACAGCUCCUCGACAUUCUCAGCCAGAUGAAGAAUCUUAGCAUGUCCGACCCUGCAAAAGCCACCCAACUUCUCACCUCCGCACCGCAACUCAGCUAUGCCAUCUUCCAAGCUCUCCUCUCACUCGGACUGGUGGACCCCUCUGUCAUCAGCACCCUCCUAGGGCAACACGCACAACAACAAUCUCAGCAACAAGCACCUCCACCACAGAUGCCACCUCAACAAUACCAACAACCACCUCAAUUCCCGCAGCAACCCCCACCAAACCCUUACGCCCAGCAACAACCGCAGUACAACCCCUACCAACAACACGCGCAACCUCCACCCGGCUACGCCCCGACACCUCCUGCCGCGCAGCCAGCCUACCAGCCACCACCGCAGCCACAGCAACAAGGACUACCCGGUGGCGACCAGAACGCUGCGCUGAUCAAGCAAGUCCUCGGCAUGUCGCGUGACGAUAUCUUCCGCCUUGAGCCACAGGUGCGCGACCAGAUCAUUGCGCUGCGGAGUCAGAUGGGAGCUCCAGUGUCCUAG